AUGAAGGAAUUUUUAGAGGUGUUAACGGAUGACAAGUCUAAGAUUAAAUAUUGUAAGAUAGAAAAGCGUAAAAUAACAACAGAGAAAGGAAAAGAAGUUUUUAAGAAAGGGCAGAUGAUCCCGCAGGCACUAAUUAAAUAUACCGUGAAACAUUUGGAAAAUUUAGAAGAAAGUGGUAUUAUAAGAAAAUCAUCUUCGACAUGGAGAAACACGGUAAGGGCAUUAAGAAAACCUAAUGGAAGUAUACGACUAGUAAGCAAUCUGAUGCUUUGA
Vairimorpha ceranae is the source of this 273-nucleotide messenger RNA. RefSeq names its product retrotransposon-like family member (retr-1). The record is from RefSeq and is a predicted model, not a curated record. Bases 1 to 273 code for a protein of 90 amino acids. Lineage: Eukaryota; Fungi; Microsporidia; Nosematidae. The transcript has a single exon.